Molecule: messenger RNA, 2043 nt
Organism: Haliotis rufescens (red abalone)
Lineage: Eukaryota; Metazoa; Mollusca; Gastropoda; Lepetellida; Haliotidae
Product: S-antigen protein-like
Exons: 2
Coding region: 1-2043 (680 amino acids)
Source: RefSeq, a predicted model, not a curated record
AUGGCCAAGAUCAAGGAUGUUCUUAUCAUUAUCGCAGUUAUCUUGCACAGACAGGCUGUUGACGUGUCGUCACAAGAAGAUACAGACCCAGUCUCACAUACUCCAGUUAGCUCAGAGGGAAGACAGUAUGUCACCACACACGGUUGUCAACCUGAAAAUGAGAGUGACUGUGCCGAGAAUAGUCCAGAUGGGGAUCGAGGAGGUGACGACACUGAUCCAACAGGCGAAAUAAAGAGCGGAUCUGUCGGUAGCAGAGAAACGAGGGAAAGUGAUGACAACAGUGGUGUUGGUGACGAUGGUUCAGCGACGGGAGAAAGUGAUGAGAACACUGGUGGUGAUGGCGAUAGUUCAGCGACGGGAGAAAAUAAUGAGAACACUGGUGGUGAUGGCGAUAGUUCAGCGACGGGAGAAAAUAAUGAGAACACUGGUGGUGGUAGCGAUAGUUCAGCGACGGGAGAAAGUGAUGAGAACAGUGGUGGUGGUGGUAGCGAUAGUACAGCGACGGGAGAAAGUGAUGAGAAUAGUGGUGGUGGUAGCGAUAAUACAGCGACGGGAGAAAGUGAUGAGAACAGUGGUGGUGGUAGCGAUAGUACAGCGACGGGAGAAAGUGAUGAGAACAGUGGUGGUGGUAGCGAUAAUACAGCGACGGGAGAAAGUGAUGAGAACAGUGGUGGUGGUAGCGAUAGUACAGCGACGGGAGAAAGUGAUGAGAACAGUGGUGGUGGUAGCGAUAGUACAGCGACGGGAGAAAGUGAUGAGAACAGUGGUGGUGGUAGCGAUAGUACAGCGACGGGAGAAAGUGAUGAGAACAGUGGUGGUGAUGGCGAUAGUUCAGCGACGGGAGAAAGUGAUGAGAACAGUGGUGGUGGUAGCGAUAAUACAGCGACGGGAGAAAGUGAUGAGAACAGUGGUGGUGGUAGCGAUAGUACAGCGACGGGAGAAAGUGAUGAGAACAGUGGUGGUGAUGGCGAUAGUUCAGCGACGGGAGAAAGUGAUGAGAACAGUGGUGGUGGUAGCGAUAGUACAGCGACGGGAGAAAGUGAUGAGAAUAGUGGUGGUGGUAGCGAUAAUACAGCGACAGGAGAAAGUGAUGAGAAUAGUGGUGGUGGUAGCGAUAGUACAGCGACAGGAGAAAGUGAUGAGGAUAGUGGUGGUGGAAGCGAUAGUUCAGCGACGGGAGAAAGAGAUGAGGACAGUGGUGGUGGUAGCGAUAGUUCAGCGACGGGAGAAAGUGAUGAGGACAUUGGUGGUGGUAGCGAUAGUACAGCGACGGGAGAAAGUGAUGAGAACAGUGGUGGUGGUGGUGGUAGCGAUAGUACAGCGACGGGAGAAAGUGAUGACAACAGUGGUGGUGGUGGAAGCGAUAGUACAGCGACGGAUAAGAUUUAUGAGAACACUGGUGGUGAUGGCGAUAGUUCAGCGACGGGAGGAAGUGAUGAUAACAGUUGUGGUGGUGACGAUAGUUCAGCGACGGGAGAAAGUGAUGAGAACAGUGGUGGUGUUGGCGAUAAUACAGGGACGGGUGAAGGUGCUGACAGCACAGAUGGUGAUGGCGAUAAUACAGCGACGGGAGAAAGUGAUGAGAAAAGUGGUGGUGAUGGCGAUAGUUCAGCGACGGGUGAAGGUGUUGACAGCAGGAAUGGACAUGAUACUUUAGAGAACGAUGGAAGCGAUGACAACGAUGAUGGUAAGAGUAGGGGAUGUGAGGGCAAUACUGUUGACACACAGAUAAAUCGAAUAAUCAGCUCCAAAGCAUUUAACAUGUGUAUCUCGAUGUGGGAGAAAAGCGCAGUCAGUCCGACCGGCGACGUCUCUCUCUCCAUUGCCCGUUUACUUGCUCUCAAGAAGCCGAACCUGUCACGUCACAUCCGAGACAAGACGUCUGCAGUCGAUCACCGCGUGUCAUCUCGGGUUCUGGCAGUGAUGACACUUGUCAUCUUCUGGUUUCCCAUUCUCAUUCUCGUCGUCUGGGACCUGUUUGAUCUCGUAAGAUUCGGUCGAAGGUUCACGGAGAGGUACAUGAGACAGGGGAACAUUGCUUGA